This is a messenger RNA of Linum trigynum, 2345 nucleotides long. NCBI's taxonomy places the organism in Eukaryota, Viridiplantae, Streptophyta, Magnoliopsida, Malpighiales, Linaceae. The record is from the annotation of a GenBank genome assembly.
UUAAAAGGUUACGCUUUUACACUUCUAGUUCCCCAAAACGCUUACGCUUUUAGGCUUCUAUUCACUAAAUGGGUAUUCUUUUCAUGAAAUUAAUUAUAAAAAAUAUAUUUUAAAGGUAAAUCAGCAACAAUUCGAUACAUUUGAGAUCAAAAGAUAAAUACCAGGUAGUUGGAUGCAUUCUCAAUUUAAAUAGAGGUAUGGAAUUCACCUGCUAGGCCCUUCCCAAAUUCAUUAGCAUAGAUGAGAAUGUGGCUUAUUGUUAAGACCUAUCUUAAUGAACUUAUUGUUAAGAUGUUAUGAGUUGCUUUACUUUAAACGUGAAUUGGAAGCAUUUAUUAACUUAUCUAAAUUACGAGCUCUAAUAUUUUACAUAGUAUUUGUUGUACUUAAUAGAUUUUUAGCUAUUUUACAGUAUGUGUCAAAAACUUACGCUUUGAUUCUACGCUUUUUGAUUUUACACCUUUUCCGUUUCUAGGUAGAAUCGCGCUUUUGACUGCAUUGUGGCUAAUUAUCAUAAAUGGUCAUAAAGCUAUUCACUUUGUACAAAACGGUCACAAACCUUUAAUUUUGCACGUUUUAGUAACAUAUGUUUGGACUAAUAACAAAAGGUAAUUCCGUCCAUCUCCAUCCAAAAAACCGUUACUUUCGUCUAGUCAACACGCCACGUCAUUUAAAAUAUCAAUAAAAUAUUAAUGACCAAACCCAUAACUGGUAACCCAACCGAAAAAACUAUUUCUUUCCACCCACUCUCAUUAUUAGAGACAGAAACAUGAGCCAAGUUACGCCGCCAGUUCCGGCGACUCCAGCACCGCCUCCCCACCGCGUUCAUCAAUUACCUCGCCGCCAUCUCCUCGCCUCCCAACCCCACCCGCUCCUCAUCCUAUGGCGGUACCAGAUCCCCCAGCCUUUCACUUUGAAAGAGUGAAUUUGACAGGUUCGACUGCCUCUCUUGGUUAUGAGAGUGGACGGGAAAUGCUAGGGCCAACUAGAAAAGGAAAAUUGACCAAAUGAAUUCGAGCGGUGAGGAUUUUUGGCCAUGGCUGGGAGCUAGCUAUUGUACUUAUGACCAAUCGAAGGCAUAAGAAGAAACAGAAAGAAGGCAAGCUAAUUAAUUACCUGAAGCAUCUUGUUGAUAUUUCUGGCGCUGAAGACCUUAUGGACAUUAGCGAACUUGUGGGCAGAUUGGUAGUCGAGGGCGGCGAGCAGUUGGUCGGAGGUUCCGCUGGUGGCCCCGCAGGCCACGAUGCGGAGCGAGAAGCAAGCUUGCACUUCCGCCAAUUGGGUGAUCUUGACGGCAAGGUGGUGGUCUAUCGAGAAGCAGAGGUCCUUGGCGACGACGAAAGGGAGAAAGAAGUAGAGCGGGUGGAUGAAUAGGGCGAGGAUUUGGGUUGGUGGGUAUAGAAUUAGGGUUUUCGGUUAGGUUAUUGGUUUAAUUGGGUUUGAUCAUUAAUAUAUUAUUGAUAUUUUAAAUGACGUGGCGUGCUGACUAGGCGAAAGUAACGGGUUUUUGGAUGUAGAUGGACGGAAUUACCGUUUUGUUAUUAGUCCAAACAUAUGUUACUGAAACGUGCAAAAUUAAAAAUUUGUGACCGUUUUGUAUAAAGUGAAUAGUUUUGUGACCAUUUAUGAUAAUUACCCUUGAUUUUAUAGUGUGGGGUGGUGCAAAACUUCUGAAUGGUUAAAGGUCGUCCUAAAAAUUACUAACCAUCGUCCUAACUUAAUAUGUAAUUUACCGAAUUGCCCAUUUUGAAUUUCAAAAUCAAACACAAAACAAACAACCCCUCCCCUUUCAUAAAUCUAAAAAAAUAUAAACCAAAAUCCAACAAAUUAUCUUAUGGACCGAACCAUAAAUCGUAGUAAAAGAAUAGAAAAUUAUUGAUACAAAACAAAAAAAAUCCAAAAAAAUUCCGAAACCCCUCAACCGAAGCCAAUUUUCGGUUGUACCAUGGCUCAACCUAAGGAAAUUUUCGGUUGUACCAUCAACCGAAAAUUGGCUUCGGUUGAGCCAUGGUGCAACCUAAGGCAAUUUUCGGUUGGUCCAUGGUACAACCGAAAAUUGCCUUAGGUUGAGCCAUGGUACAACCGAAAAUUGGCUUCGGUUGAGGGGUUUUGGGUUUUUUUGAAAAAAAAUCGGAUUACUAACCUCAUCGGAGUCGCUACUCAUGAUUCGGACGUAUUCCCAACAAUUACGACUCGAGAAUGUCAACGAUGAAUUCGAGAGUGUGGGAAAUUGAGUGUUUUUCCUUUUUUUUAGUUAAAGUGAUGCUUGUUUGCUAAAGAUGACAAAAGGUUAAAAGUGUAACUUUGUUAUUUUUUAGGACGAUCAAUAAUAAUUUUAAGGACGA